AUGCACAUCACAAAAGUACUCGUGCAGGUUCAAGAGCUGGUGACUCAACUAGAAGAGGGAUUGCCGAAAGCCUCUACGCCAGCCGUACAGCCAGUGACACACGCACCCGAGACUCCACUCGACCUGCUGGCACCUAGCGACGAAGAAUGUCUCGCGAGCCUUUCAACAUACAGUCUGACACAUGAAUGUAAGGCAGCGAUCAUUCGCUUCUAUCAAGACCACGUCUUCGACCUCCAAAGGGUCUAUCAAGAGAAAUACCUCGACGUGAUUGCCAAUCUUCAGCAGAUAGGACAAAACGACAGAGGCUUUUUCAAAGCUUUUCGCUUCUCUCUACAGCGUCGAUAUACCCUUCAUUGCGAGAGAUUGUGGGAGAUCGGUCUCAGUGAGGCGAGGGCGUACUGUCACCAAUAUCCAACGAGCUUUUCUCAUGGAGAAGUUUCAACGGACGCGUUACGAUUGGAGGAAAGCAAGGGGAAUCGAGGACACGACUCCGACGCGGUGCGCAUCCUGGAGCAAGCCUUCCAGCACACGCCCAACAUCACGCAAGCGGAAAAGUAUCGACUGGCUGAAGUCACCGGCCUCCAGCCCAAGCAAGUGACCAUCUGGUUCCAGAACCGGCGCAACCGCAAGGGGAGGAAAGGCGCCAAGGCAGCCAAAAACUCCCACGCUCGAGUCACCGCACGGGCCCAAUCGCCCAGCGACAGCUUCUCCCCUCCGCGAGACUUCACGCUCAACGGAAAGAAGCGCAAGUCGUACGGCGCGCUGGGCGUCGCGUCUUCGUCCAGCUCGGACUCGGACAGCGAUGAAGGUUUUCUCAAGAAGCCGCGUCUCCCACGCGCACACUCUGGUUUGAGUGACGCAUCGACCUCAUCAAGCGCACACACCGCGUCGUUCACCGCAUGGAGCUCGCCAUCGUCGCGAUCGACGUCGUCGUCAUCGGUAUCCAGCAGCCCGAGCGACUGCUUCGACAGCCCGGGCAAGGCGCACAAUGUGUUUAGGCUGCUGAACCCGCUCAAGUACGACGCGCGCGCCAAGCAGGACAUGCCCGCCGUCACCAUGGCGACGCCAUCGCUCGUGCCGUACCACAGCGCCGAGGACCGAUCGCCCUUCAGCAGUGAUGCGAUGAACGGCGGAAUGUAUGGCGGCGCACAGAGGCUGCAAUUUGCCCGCGAGGCGAUGCAGCACGAGGUCGACUUUGGCGGACUGCAGUUCGAUGCCGAUGCGAUGGGCAAGGAUCUGUGCGAGAGCGUGCAGAGGGUCCUCGAGAUGAACUUUAGCUCGUUCGCGGACAGGAGCAUGUCCGACAGCUCGUGGGGUUCGACUAUGCAGAGCGCGACGGAUGACGACGGAUGGGUGGACGAGGACGAGCCCGGCGCCAGCACUACUCCCGUGCCGAUCAGCGCAAGCAACCACGUGCUAACCCAGCAACCGGAUGCACACGUGCUCUCCCAGCCCACUCAGGGCGCUAUGCAGCUCGGCCAUGUUGCAUUCACAUCGGCACCGGUCCACUCAGCAGCUGAAAGUACAGCUCCCUGGGCAAAUCCGGCUGGUUUUGCGUCCAAUGGCAACGGGAGCAGCGACAGCGCACUCUCGAACGGCGAACCCAUCGACCUGCACAACUUCUCCGAAGUCGGCGCGCACGCUCCCGUACCUUCUGCGUAUGCCUCGUACCAGCAAACCUCGCCGCAGCAACCAGUUCCGGCUGCCAGCACGACGCCCGUCGCCAACACAUACGCGUUCCUCGAUUUCGAAGUCGAGAUGGCGGACCUAGACGACUUGCUCAGCUCGUUCGUCCAGCCUGCUGUUACUGCUCCUGCUACCAACGCCGAGAUCGGAGCUGGAGCGCAGGUGGCGCAGCAGCAACCCGCCGAGUUCUACCUCAACUUUGAUCUCUCGCCGGACAUGUUCCGCGCGGCAUAG
Molecule: messenger RNA, 1920 nt
Organism: Moesziomyces aphidis
Lineage: Eukaryota; Fungi; Basidiomycota; Ustilaginomycetes; Ustilaginales; Ustilaginaceae
Source: the annotation of a GenBank genome assembly